GAGGUCACAUAAUAUGGCGGCUCGGUUUUACCUGCGUUAAGCGGGAGGGGGGUAUCCGGGGCUCGGGGAAAAAAAAAUCGGCGUCCAUCCUUCCCACCCGGGCUGCGCUGCCGCCCCCGAACACCUCGGGCGUCGAGAGACGGGACGAAAGGCCGCGAUGGUCGCUGGUGCUUCCCUGCUUUGAGUCAGGGUCCUUACAACAAGGGUUGGGUCCAAUCGAGACGCCUCGAUGGAGUUGAGAGUCGGGAACCGGUACCGGCUUGGCCGAAAGAUCGGGAGCGGCUCAUUCGGAGACAUUUACCUCGGUACUGACAUAGCUGCUGGAGAAGAGGUUGCCAUCAAAUUGGAAUGUGUCAAAACCAAACAUCCUCAACUCCACAUAGAGAGCAAAAUUUACAAAAUGAUGCAAGGUGGAGUGGGCAUUCCCACAAUCAAAUGGUGUGGUGCUGAAGGUGACUACAAUGUAAUGGUGAUGGAAUUGCUAGGACCAAGUCUUGAAGAUCUCUUUAACUUCUGCUCAAGGAAAUUCAGCCUCAAGACUGUUCUUCUACUUGCUGACCAAAUGAUAAGCCGAAUAGAAUAUAUUCAUUCAAAGAACUUCAUCCACCGAGAUGUAAAGCCGGAUAAUUUCCUGAUGGGAUUAGGCAAGAAAGGCAACCUUGUCUACAUCAUUGAUUUUGGGCUGGCCAAAAAAUAUCGCGAUGCUCGUACUCACCAGCAUAUUCCUUAUCGUGAAAAUAAAAACUUAACGGGAACUGCCCGCUAUGCCUCCAUUAAUACCCAUCUUGGAAUUGAACAAUCUCGCAGAGAUGACUUGGAGUCCUUGGGUUAUGUACUCAUGUAUUUUAACCUGGGCUCCCUCCCCUGGCAGGGAUUGAAGGCCGCUACAAAGAGACAGAAAUAUGAACGCAUCAGUGAAAAGAAAAUGUCCACUCCCAUUGAGGUUUUGUGUAAAGGAUACCCUUCCGAGUUUGCUACCUAUCUGAAUUUCUGCCGCUCGCUGCGUUUUGAUGACAAACCGGAUUAUUCAUAUCUAAGACAAUUAUUCAGAAAUCUCUUCCAUAGACAAGGCUUCUCCUAUGACUAUGUAUUUGAUUGGAACAUGCUCAAAUUUGGUGCAAGCCGAGCAGUAGAAGAUGCUGAGCGUGAAAGAAGAGAGAGAGAAGAAAGAAUGAGACAUACACGCAAUCCAGCUGUUCGUGGAUUACCUUCCACUGCCUCCGGGAGGCUAAGAGGGACACAAGAUGUAGCUCCACCAACUCCUCUUACUCCAACUUCACAUACAGCAAAUACAUCUCCUCGGCCAGUUUCUGGAAUGGAGCGAGAACGGAAAGUGAGUAUGCGAUUGCAUCGUGGGGCCCCUGUGAAUAUCUCCUCAUCUGAUUUAACAGGUCGACAAGAUACCUCACGCAUGUCAACCUCACAGAAUAGCAUUCCUUUCGAACACCAUGGCAAGUAGCUGCUCGUCUCCUCGUUGGAAAGCAGCACUGGAUUCCUGCUCUGGCGACGACCAGCGUACUCCAAUCUGCUGUGCAUCGGUGAAAUAAUGUUGCCAUUGAGGGGCAGAUAAUGCAUGGCUGAUCUCCUAUGUUAUCAAUGGCUUUUACUAGCAAACUAUCCCAAACUAGAGCAGAAGAAAUAUUCCAGUUGGAACUCUCCUUGCCACUGUCUAAAGAUACUCACAGGAACAUGGACAGAAUCCAGCAGCUGCCACACUACAAGAGGCUUUAGCCCGAAACCUAAUAACCUUAUAUGAACUCUAGCAACAGGGCUAGAAAAGGAAGCGAUGGUAUACAGCAUUGCCCGCCUGUUAUUUAAUAGCCAUUUUAGUUGUCCCUCAGCAGGCGGCAGUCUUCACCCCCUUUUUAUUGUUCUACUGUAAUUAUAACUCUUUUACUUGGUUUAAGAAAGUUUUGUAUUCAUUUUGCUAAGAUUAUUGGCUUAACUUCUCUAUAAAAACAAAGUCUUGUCUCAUUCAAACCCUGUGUGGAAAUGUGAAAAUUCUAAAGCUUGGUUUAAAAACAAAAAAAAAUUCAAGACUUGAAACUUCUUGUAAGCUUAAGUGAGAAGAGAAUGUCUAACUGAAUUAGAGGUGUUUCCUUUUAUUUUACAUUAUUUACUUUUGUAUGGUCCCAUUUGACAGGACAAGGGGGUUCUCAAGGGUUUUUAAGUUUUAGUUUUAUUUACGGCUGUCUUGUUCUUCCAGGGUCGUCAGGUUUUUUGUUUUUUUUUUUAUAAUUUAAACCUCUAUGUACUACCCAGUUUUUUGUUUUUUUAAAAUGUUGAUUUGUCUCUCGUUUUGUUCAAGAAAGAGUGGGAGUUCUUUUGGAAAAAAAAAGCUGUACCGAGUAGAGGUGAAAAUAACGCUUCAUAGAUUUUGAAGGACAAAAAAAAAGCGAAAAUAAUCUUUCAGGAAGUUUUUAAUGUUGAACGUAGAAUGUAUUGCCUUUAUUUAUAAUAGAGGAGGGUUUGGAGAGGGGCAGGAUACCUUGUUUCUGCUGGGUUGUUCCUACAGAUGCCAAUUAAGCACUGCCACUGCAGUGGGAGCAGUGUAGACGUGGGCGGGCCUCUUGAGUGCACAGAGGCAGCAAGUGCCGCCAGCCAGCUGCAUUCCGCCAAGGCUCGGAGUUAUAAGCAAUCUGUUCCUUCUGCAAGAAGUCAAGAGAACAUUCAAGCUUGUUGAAUUCUUUCAUUCUUUAUUAAAACGUGCAAGCCUGGAACAGCUGGCCCUUCAGCUGAAGAUAUAUUUAUAUAGUGGCCAAAACACUUAGUGUGCCAGCUAAUAUACAUGAAGAAUCUUCGUUUUCAUGAGCAAUAUAUUUAUCCCUUAGUAAUCUGGGAAAGUAGAAGGCAUGUGAGUCAUACCAAAUACCACUCAAAAGCACCAUCAGUCCCACUUCGGGGAUGAAAAUGCAAUAUGUAGGUGUGUUGUUACUACUUUUUAAUAAGCGUGAGAUUCUUGUCUCCUUGGAAACUUGGUGGCGAGUAAGAUUUUAUUUUCCUGUUAAUUUGCAAGCAUUUUGUUUCAAAGCUUUUGUCGGGUCACCUUUUGUUUCCUCUCUUUCACUUCUGUGGAUUUUUGAACUAUGAACAAUCUUGUUACUUUUCUUUAGCUACAUUAGAACUUUUAAUCUAUUGCUUAUUUGUAUGUUCAAGGUCUGAUUUGAUGCAACCUAUGAUUGGGGGAGUGCAAUGGGAAUGUGUUUUAAUGUUGGUCCAUGGAAAAAAAUUGAAUAAUUGUAUCACUGGUUGCUGUAGAUGUUGGUUCUUUGGGCAUGUGCACUUCCAUUUGUACAGUUCUACACUUCAGUGUGCUUUUUGUAAAUAUUUGUUGUCAAUGAUGUAAUGUUAGAGACUUUAAAAGGCAGCCUCUUCUUUCUAUAUAUCUGGAACCUUCAAUUGCUGUACUAUACUUAAAAAGUUGACUGCAAACCUUUCAAAUUGUUCUUGGUUGUGGGCAGUCUCUGCCCUUCCAUUAUACUUAAAUCUCACCAUCACCUGCUGAAAAUAUAGUUAGAAUGUCUCUAUAAACCUGUGUAUUGGUAACAAUAUCUCAGAACACCUCAUUUGUAUUACCACUGUAUUUGUGUACUUUAAUAAUUGUGUAAAUAAAUUCAUAAGGACUUCUAAUUUU
This is a messenger RNA of Pantherophis guttatus, 3634 nucleotides long. RefSeq names its product casein kinase 1 delta (gene CSNK1D). Gene Ontology annotation, molecular function: protein kinase activity; ATP binding. NCBI's taxonomy places the organism in Eukaryota, Metazoa, Chordata, Lepidosauria, Squamata, Colubridae. The record is from RefSeq and is a predicted model, not a curated record. Gene Ontology annotation, biological process: protein phosphorylation.